This is a messenger RNA of Penaeus chinensis, 692 nucleotides long. RefSeq lists its product as uncharacterized. NCBI's taxonomy places the organism in Eukaryota, Metazoa, Arthropoda, Malacostraca, Decapoda, Penaeidae. The transcript is spliced from 3 exons. The record is from RefSeq and is a predicted model, not a curated record. The coding region runs from base 1 to 447 and encodes 148 amino acids.
AUGUUGACACUGCUUUUCCGUUCCUCUGUGACAACGGGCGUUAACGGCGGUGCUAAAACGAAGUGUGGGCUUCUCUUUUUCAUGACCAGAAAUGUAGCCCUCAUAUUCCUCUUAAGGACCUGCACCAGCGUCCUUCCCGCCGUCUCAGAAGAUCCUGGACUUCACUCGACCUCCAACAUGAUGAAGCUUGUCGUCCUCGCCCUGGCACUGGCAGCAGCCUCUGCUGGCACUAUCUACACGGGCUCCUACCCAGGCCUCGGCCUUACCUAUGGUGCCACCCCUCUGGUGCACGCCGGCGUCCCCGUCGUCCAGCCCGCCCCUGUCACCUACACCGUUGGAGCCGCCCCCGCCCUCGUCCAGCCCGCGCCCUACCGCGUCCACACCGGCGUCAAGACCGUGGUCGCCGCCGAGCCCGUGGAGCAGCACGGCUACGUCAUCAGGUACUAGAGCUGGGGACGCCGUUCGACGUCCCAAGCAGAAGGGGACGGGGCAGCGCCGUGCCUCCGACAGCUAUGCAAAGCAGCGCCCUCGACUAGUGCCCUCCCGCGCGUGUGGCGAGGGAGGGCAGAGUCCUGGGUCGGGCGACGGACGUCGCUCUCAUGCCAGGAUCUUCACUCUCUGUUCAAUCUCUUCUCUGUCAUUAAACAAACGAUGGUAAUAUGCUGUUUUCUUAAUACAGUUAACUUCUACAA